UUGAUGCCAUUAUCAAUAUCAGGGUACAAUAUCAACUGAAGAGAAACUGGAUGGGUGAUCCAUGUUCCCCAAAAGAAUAUGCUUGGGAUGGCUUGAAGUGCAGCUAUGAUCUCAAUUCACCAAGGAUCACAGAUGUAAACCUGUCGGCAAGUGCAUUGACUGGCCCUAUUUCCUCUUCUUUUGCCAAGCUCACAGCAAUCAAGUACCUUGACUUGUCAUAUAACAACCUAACAGGAUCCUUGCCAGAUGUUCUGGGAAAUUUGCCAUCGCUUCAAGUCCUGAAUUUGGCAGGCAACAAUCUUUCUGGGCCAAUUCCUGCUUCUCUACUAAAAAGAUCACAGCAAGGGUUGCUGAUACUUAGAACUGAAGGCAAUCAAAAUUUAUGCGCCAGUGGAAAUUCAUGUGAGAUAAAGACGGACACAGAAUCAAAAAAGAAGAAGAUUGCAACACCUAUUAUCGUGAUUAUUUGUCUAGUUCCUGUGGUGCUAUUUCUUGUGGCUAUAUUUAUCUUCUGUCGAAUGAGAAAAUCAAAAGGGUCAGCAAAUAUCUUGGUACAGCCAGAGAAGGAAAGAUUGUCCAACUUAGUAAAGGGUCAUCAAGAUAAUCCUUUGCAACUUGAUAAUCGACAGUUUACGUACACGGAGGUGUUGAGAAUAACCAACAACUUUGAAAGAACUCUUGGCAAGGGUGGAUUUGGCACUGUGUACCAUGGAUAUUUGGAAGAUGGUACUCAAGUCGCAGUCAAGACACGCUCUCAAUCAUCUUCGCAGGGAACCAAAGAGUUUCUAGCUGAGGUGCAGCACCUGAUAAGGAUUCAUCACAAAAGUCUAGUUUCUUUGGUUGGCUACUGCAUGGAUGGAGAUCAUCUGGCUCUUGUCUAUGAGUACAUGUCUCAAGGAACACUGCUGGAUUAUAUUAGAG
Molecule: messenger RNA, 921 nt
Organism: Musa acuminata subsp. malaccensis (wild Malaysian banana)
Lineage: Eukaryota; Viridiplantae; Streptophyta; Magnoliopsida; Zingiberales; Musaceae
Source: RefSeq, a predicted model, not a curated record